Messenger RNA from Hippocampus comes (tiger tail seahorse), 737 nucleotides. RefSeq lists its product as uncharacterized. NCBI's taxonomy places the organism in Eukaryota, Metazoa, Chordata, Actinopteri, Syngnathiformes, Syngnathidae. Bases 12 to 737 code for a protein of 241 amino acids. The record is from RefSeq and is a predicted model, not a curated record. The transcript is spliced from 6 exons. Gene Ontology annotation, molecular function: DNA binding.
GUUCACUAGUGAUGGGACGAGCGACACCGGUACGUCAGCACGGUGCCGAGAGCUUAAGCGUGAAACCCCGUCUCGGUGUGUGUAUUGCUGUGAGGAAGAAUCACGUGACCGAUACCGGAAAUGAAUCGUUCGGAUUUGCCGCGCCAAAGUGUGUUUAUCAGGAAACAAACUGUAUCAACAUGUCGUGGGUUUGUUGGAUGGAGUUUUGUGUGAUUAUGGAUCGUUCGAAGAAGUUUUCCCCAGUGUGGAAUAAUUUAGAUCUUGUGACGCCAAAGAAGGUGAAGUGUCGGCUCUGCUACACAGAGCUAUCUUACAUCAAUAAGAGCACUUCAUCAAUGCUGAGGCAUAAUAGAGGUCGGCAUGGCAAUGAAGAAUUGGCAGAUACUUGUGAGAGUACACCAGUUCCGAACAAGCAAGCAGUGGAUGAGGCAGUGGUCAACAUGAUUAUCAAAGAUUGUCAGCCACUCAGCAUUGUUGAGAAUAAGGGAUUCAGGGAGCUCCUGAAGCUUAUUAUGCCCUCGUAUGCUCUACCAAGCAGGAAGACCAUCAAGGACUUGGUGAGCCAGAGAUAUGAGGAGGAAAACUCAAAUGCAACAGCUGACUCCAUAAUUGAAGUCCAACGCUACCUGGCAGAAGCAAACACACCCAGACACCAUGACCCUUUACAACAGCGGUAUCAUCGUCCCAUCCCUACUGUUCACAACCUGACAAUAAACUCUCAGACUCUACUGAAAUAG